AGAAAGUCAUUCAGUUUUCGAAUGACAUGAGUGGGAGUGAAUGUAAAUACAUAAACGAGUGUAAGACUAUCCAGCAGGCUUGUCAGGGAGAGAUGAAAUGCUUUAAUCACUAUGGUGGUUACCUGUGCCUUCCUCGCUCCGCCUCUGUGAUCACCGCACUUGAGCCCUCCAGCCAAUCAGAGCCCAGUGUGCCUGUGGAGAGUAAUGAGGCCUUUAACCCCUGUCCCGUAGGCUUCAGGGCCCAAGGAGAUACCUGUGUGGACAUUGAUGAGUGUGAAUUGGACAUGCAUGACUGUCAGCCCAGCCAGGAAUGCAUCAACACUGUGGGAACCUACACCUGUCAGUGCCCUCACGGCUACAGCAAGACUAGCAUAGAGUGUGUGGAUAUCGACGAGUGCAGGAACAGGUACUGCCAGCAUCGCUGUGUGAACGUGCCAGGAUCUUUCUCUUGCGAAUGCGAGCCUGGCUUCCAGCUGGCGGGAAACAAUAGAUCCUGUGUUGAUGUAAAUGAGUGUGAGAUGGGAGCACCUUGUCAGCAAAGGUGCUACAACAGUUACGGUACGUUCCUGUGUCGCUGUGUUCAAGGCUAUGACCUGGGACCUGAUGGCUACUCAUGCAAUGAUAUUGAUGAGUGCAGCUAUUCCAGUUUCCUUUGCCAGUUUCAGUGUGUGAACGAGCCUGGAAGAUUCUCCUGUGUUUGUCCAGAAGGCUACGAGCUAGUUGGAACACGACUCUGCCAAGGUACUGAAACAAAAUCCCCUUUAUGUGAGUCAGGCGCUUAUCUGUGUGGCGAGGGACAGGCCUGUGUGAACAUCCAUGGUGGACAUAAGUGUGUCAGCUCCAACCGCUGCCAGGACCCCUACAUCCAGGUCUCAGAGAAUCGUUGUAUAUGUCCGGUGGUGAAGCCAGGGUGUCGUGACCUGGCCUUCUCCAUUGUGCAUCGAUACAUGAGCAUCACCUCUGAGCGCUCCGUUCCCUCCGACGUCUUCCAGAUCCAGGCCACCAGCGUCUAUCCUGGAGCCUACAACUCCUUCCGCAUUCGUUCUGGAGACGAAAAUGAAGAAUUCUACAUACGGCAAAUCAACAACAUCAGUGCCAUGUUGGUGUUGGCCAGAGCAGUGACGGGACCGAAGGAGUACUCCAUUUAUGUUGGGCCUCAUGCUUUCUGA
Molecule: messenger RNA, 1169 nt
Organism: Carassius auratus (goldfish)
Lineage: Eukaryota; Metazoa; Chordata; Actinopteri; Cypriniformes; Cyprinidae
Product: EGF-containing fibulin-like extracellular matrix protein 2
Exons: 9
Coding region: 27-1169 (380 amino acids)
Molecular function (GO): calcium ion binding
Source: RefSeq, a predicted model, not a curated record